Messenger RNA from Phoenix dactylifera (date palm), 4832 nucleotides. RefSeq names its product MAP3K epsilon protein kinase 1-like. Lineage: Eukaryota; Viridiplantae; Streptophyta; Magnoliopsida; Arecales; Arecaceae. The record is from RefSeq and is a predicted model, not a curated record. Gene Ontology annotation, biological process: protein phosphorylation. Gene Ontology annotation, molecular function: protein kinase activity; ATP binding.
ACAACCGUCGUCCUUGAAAAUCCGAGACCCCGCGGAGGAGAGCGAGAGACCCGAGCCCCGAUCUCUCCCCGAACCCCAUCCCCCCUGGGGAAGCCCCGCCGAGGACUUAAAUCCCCUCCCAAUCUCCCGGCUCCCUACUCGACGAACCCUAACCCUAACCCUAAUCCCUCGCCCUCGUCGCGCAUCGAUUUCGCUCUACUCAGCCUCCCCUCGCCCUUUUUCACCACUCCCCUCUCCUUGAAGAUCCAAGAAAUUGCAGCGAGUUCUACCAAUGCAGGGUCGGGAGGAGUCCAAUUCUAGGGUUUGAAGCAAUCUCGAGGACUCGAAGAUGUCGCGGCAGGCAGCCGCCUCUCAUUUCCACAAAUCGAAGACGCUUGAUAACAAAUAUAUGCUCGGAGAUGAGAUUGGGAAGGGAGCGUACGGGCGCGUGUAUAAAGGUUUGGACUUGGAGAAUGGAGACUUUGUGGCGAUUAAGCAGGUCUCGUUGGAGAAUAUCCCCCAAGAAGAUCUUAACAUCAUAAUGCAAGAAAUUGAUCUACUAAAGAAUCUUAACCACAAAAACAUUGUGAAGUAUCUUGGAUCUUUGAAGACAAAGACCCAUCUGCACAUCAUUCUUGAGUAUGUGGAAAAUGGCUCACUUGCUAACAUUAUCAAGCCCAACAAAUUCGGUCCAUUUCCUGAAUCAUUGGUAGCUGUUUACAUUGCUCAGGUUUUGGAAGGUUUGGUCUAUCUGCAUGAGCAAGGUGUAAUCCAUAGAGAUAUCAAGGGUGCAAAUAUUUUGACCACCAAGGAGGGUCUUGUUAAGCUUGCUGACUUUGGCGUUGCGACAAAAUUAACUGAAGCAGAUGUAAACACACAUUCAGUGGUUGGAACCCCAUAUUGGAUGGCCCCUGAGGUUAUUGAAAUGUCUGGGGUUUGUGCUGCAUCAGACAUCUGGAGUGUUGGCUGCACUGUCAUUGAGUUACUCACAUGUGUUCCUCCAUAUUAUGAUCUUCAACCUAUGCCUGCACUUUUUCGAAUUGUUCAGGAUGUACAUCCUCCAAUACCUGAAGGCCUGUCACCUGACAUUACUGACUUUCUCCGUCAAUGUUUUAAAAAGGAUGCAAUGCAAAGACCGGAUGCAAAGACAUUGUUGCAGCACCCAUGGAUCCAAAACUCAAGACGUGCUUUGCCAUCCUCUCUGCGACAAACAGGUGGAUCAAUUAGGAACAUUGAUGAAGAUGCUGCCAUGGCUGAUGACAACUUAAGCGGGGAUAACCAAACUGGCAAUGAAAGACCAUCCAUAGAGAAAAAAAAGAUAGAAGAGUCUGAAAAAGAGCUCUUGACUACUGAUUCUAUUGAAAGGAAUGGGACCGAUGAAGAUCUCAGUUUAAAGUGUAACCUUGCUCAGAAUACCUGUUCAGACGGUGCAGAAAAUAUAGUUGAUGAUAUGCUUUCUGCUAAAGAUCCUACUCUAGUUUUCCAUGAAAAGCCAUCAUUAGGAUCUUUUUCUGCCAGAGCAGCUUCUCCCAGUAACCCGGAUGAGUUAUUGCAUAAUAUGAUGGUCACAAAUGGGGCUCAAGACAUUCCAGAGUUGAGAAGAGAAAAUGCUGGAGAUGUAGAACAUGAAGGUGAAGGAGGCUCAAGACUUGAUGAAAGUAGUUUAUUUUCCUUUGGACCAGGAAUACAAAACGUUGGUUCUCAAAAGGUUGUAAAGCCAACAGUUCAUGGAAGUAAUGAGCUGAGUAGGUUUAGUGACACACCAGGAGAUGCUUCCUUGGAUGAUUUAUUUCAACCAUUGGAUAGACAGAGAGAUCAAGGUUCUGAAGCUUCAACAUCUGCUGCUGCCCAAGGAAAUGCAGUCAUGUAUGAUGGUGGGAAAAAUGAUUUAGCAAAAGAACUCAAAGCUAGGAUGGCUCAUAAGCAGAUGGAAAAUGAAACAGGACGGAGAAAUGGUGGAAAGCUUCUAGAAAUUGUGAUGGGUCUGGGGAAAGAUGUGAUCGAUAUUGAUGUCUUUGAUGAAAACUUGCCUGCAGACAACCUAUUUCCCCUACAGUCCGUGGAAUUUAGCAAAUUAGUUGGGCUGCUGAAACCAGAAGCACCUGAAGAUGUAAUUUUGUCAGCUUGUCAAAAGCUUAUGGUGUUCUUUGCUCAUCGUCCUGAACAGAAACAUGUUUACAUGUCGCAGCAUGGUUUUCUCCCACUUAUGGAACUUCUUGAAGUCCCUAAAAAUCGUCUUCAUCUGCAGGUCAUAUGCUCCGUGUUUCAAAUUAUCAAUCAUAUAAUCAAAGACAACAUUGGUUUCCAAGAAAAUGCUUGCCUUGUUGGACUUAUUCCAGUUGUAAUGAACUUUGCAGUGCCUGAUCGUCCUCGGGAAGUUCGUCUGCAAGCAGCUUUUUUUAUCCAACAGCUUUGUCAGUCCAGCACCAUUACAUUGCAGAUGUUCAUUGCAUGCCGAGGGAUACCUGUUUUGGUGGGCUUUCUUGAGGCUGACUAUGCAAAGUUCAGGGAAAUGGUACAUCUUGCUAUAGAUGGCAUGUGGCAAGUAUUUAAGUUGCAGCAUUCAACACCUAGAAAUGACUUUUGUCGUAUAGCUGCAAAGAAUGGUAUACUUCUUAGACUUGUAAAUACCCUUCACAGCUUGAAUGAGGCAACUCGACUAGCCUCAACAUCUGGUGGAGGCGUAUCUCUUCCACAGAAUGGUCCAGCUCCUAGACCAAGAUCGGGUUCGUUGGAUACAGCUUCGCACACGAGCCAGCUUGAUGCUUCUAGGAUUAGGCUGGACCAUCCUUUGUCAGCUGUAGCUUUAGAGCCAUUACAUGCUUCAGCUUCUCAUUCUCAGAGACCAGAUGCUGUCCAGUUAGACUCUAAGCAAUUUUCUGGAGAUGCGGAUAAGUCCCACACAAGCCACACUAUAAUGGAACCUUCAGCAUCUUCAAAGUUUCCUGAACUUCCAACAGAAAAUGUUGGCCAUCUGAUGAACAGAAAUUUGAAGGAGCAUGACCAUUUGGGCUUGUGGAAGCAUGAUACUUCUCGAGCGGAUAAUGACCUACAGAGGCAGCAAAGACUCUCUAAUUCUGCUGGUAGAAGUUCUACUGACAAGCCUCCAAAAUAUAUGGAACAUAUAUCAAACGGGCACCCUGGUUGUGCAAGUCAACCAGGAUCUCAACAUGAUCAGAUCAGGCCACUUCUAAGCCUGUUGGACAAGGAACCACCUUCUCGACAUGUCUCUGGCCAGCUUGAUUAUGUUCGCCACCUUUCUGGGUUGGAAAGACAUGAAAGUAUAUUGCCACUAUUACAUGCUUCAACUGAAAGGAAAACAAAUGGCGAACUUGAUCUUCUGAUGGCGGAAUUUGCAGAGGUAUCCAGACAUGGUCGAGAAAAUGGUAAUCCAGACUCAAAUAUGAAAUUUUUAAACAAAACGACGAGUAGAAAAUUUUUACCCCCAUCUGUGGAAGGACCUUCCACUUCUGGAGUCGCUUCCCAGACUGCGUCUGGUGUGUUAUCUGGAUCUGGUGUAUUGAAUGCAAGACCAGGAAGUACAACAUCAUCCGGAUUGCUUUCACAAAUGGUAUCUUCAAUGAGUGCUGAUGUGGCAAGGGAGUAUCUUGAAAAGGUGGCAGAUCUUUUGUUAGAGUUUGCACAAGCUGACACUAUUGUAAAAUCUUACAUGUGUAGCCAAAGCUUGCUCACUCGUCUUUUUCAGAUGUUCAAUAGGAUAGAACCUCCUAUCCUUCUUAAGAUACUGAAGUGUAUCAACCAUUUGUCAACCGACCCAAAUUGUUUAGAAAAUCUUCAGCGUGCUGAUGCAAUCAAACAUUUGAUUCCAAAUCUUGAACUCCGUGAAGGACCUCUUAUUGCUCAAAUACAUAAUGAAGUCCUCAAUGCCCUAUUCAAUCUUUGUAAGAUUAACAAAAGGAGGCAGGAACAAGCAGCUGAAAAUGGAAUUAUUCCUCAUUUGAUGAACUUCAUCAUGUCAGAUUCACCAUUGAAGCAGUAUGCAUUGCCUCUGCUGUGUGAUAUGGCCCAUGCAUCACGCAACUCAAGGGAGCAGCUAAGGGCUCAUGGAGGAUUGGAUGUGUACUUGAACUUACUGGAGGAUGAGGCUUGGGCAGGGACAGCACUGGAUUCUCUUGCAGUCUGCUUGGCACAUGAUAAUGACCACAGAAAAGUUGAACAAGCAUUGCUAAAGAAGGAAGCAAUUCUGAAAUUGGUGAAGUUUUUCCAGAAUUGUCCAGAACAAUAUUUUGUCCAUAUUUUGGAGCCUUUCUUGAAAAUAAUUACGAAAUCAUCGCGAAUAAAUACAUCUAUGGCCAUCAAUGGUCUGACUACAUUGCUUAUUGCAAGACUCGACCAUCAAGAUGCUAUUGCUCGUCUGAAUCUUUUAAAGCUAAUAAAGGCUGUGUAUGAGCACCAUCCUCGACCGAAACAGCUCAUAGUGGAAAAUGACCUCCCUCAAAAGCUCCAAAAUCUGAUCGAAGAACGUAGGGACGGACAGCGCUCCGGAGGUCAAGUCUUAGUCAAGCAAAUGGCCACUGCACUGUUGAAAGCGCUUCAUAUCAACACAGUUCUGUAAAUUCAGGUCAAUGCAUCUUCUCAUGUACAUUGAUUCCCAAAGAAAAUGUAAUUAUAAUUUUUGUUCUUUUUUUUGUUUGUUAUCUAUAUUCUGGUGGAGCAUGUUCUCUUCAUUUAUUUUUUCCGUUCACCUUUGUUUCAUUAGGUUGUUUGGUCACCGUAAUGGCUAUUAAUAUCCUUGAGUUUUGCUGAAGUUCAUUCACCAAAUGGUAGGAAUCAAGAUGGACGAACUUCUUAAAUGUUUUGAUAUUAAACAUGUUAAAGAUAAACUUAUUAAA